AGAAAACUUCCGCCCCAGUGCUACCUCUGAACAGCAAGCAGUGAGCACAUUUUUUCCAAAAUGAUCAACAAAUUUUCCACAAAGUUUUGAACCGAUAAAACCAUCGACAAAACCGACAGUCCCCGGUGUUGGAAAUGUGUGAAAAGCCGUCAGAAGAGUACACGGAGGAGCUACUUUGUGGAAAAAAAGAGAUGGAGCUACACCAACUAAACAUGGAGCCACGAGUUGUUUUACAGCAACUUACAGCUAUUCUCUCAGGUACCGACUGCCCUUCUUCCGACAGCGACGCUUACGAGUAUCGCGACGACGAGGACGACGAGGAUUAUUCUUGUGAUGAAUUCAAGGACGACGACGACGAGGAUUAUUCUUGCGAUGAAUUUGACGUCGAUGACGCCGACGACAAAGACGACAGUUGUCUGUGUCCUCAGUGCGGGAAAACUCUUAAAACCGUAUCUCUGAGGGGUCACAUGAAAACGCACGCCGCCGAGAAAGAUUUCGUCUGCUCGGUUUGCGGUGUACAAAUGGCUACCAAGAGCCAUUUAAAACGCCACAUACUAACACACACAGGCGAAAAACCUGUUCUCUGUUCAGAGUGCGGUAAGCGCUUCGCUACUGAAGUCUGUUUAAAAAAGCACAUGAGAACACACACCGGAGAGAAACCGCAGGAAUGUUUUGUUUGCCAUAGAAGAUUCGGCGAUAAACAACUUCUGAGAAACCACAUGAGAACGCACACCGGCGAGAAACCAUACGCUUGCCAACUUUGCGGUAAACGAUUCGCGAUCCAAAGCGGUAUAAUUAAACACCAAAAAGUGCACACUGGUGAGAAACCGUUUUACUGCGCAGCUUGCGGUAGAAGUUACACUAGAAAAGUGUAUUUCACAAACCACUCGUGUAAAGGGACUGACGGAAAAGCAAAGUUGAACGGGAAAUUGUGUGAUUUUGGGAAACGCGUGAUAGUUGAAGCUCUGGAAAAAUACAGUGCCGACUCUGGUAAAUUGUAAAACUGUAAUGAUCAGUGUUGUCACUAACGCAUUACUGUAAUGUGAUUGAUUACAGUAUUGGCCUGAUUAUCAGACGACCCCCUCUUUUUCAAGACAAGUUUGGAAAAAAAGACUUUUUGAACACUAAAGUGCAAUCACAUUCGUAAAUGAAUUCGCUUCUGGUUUUUGAAAUAAAAACCAAUCUAUUGUGAUAAAACAGCAAAAUUGCAAUAGUUAAUGCAACUGCAUUAACCAUCAAAGUGAAGUCUAACUGUAAUUGUGGUCUUGAAACAAAUCUGAAUAAGGAAAAACAUUGCAAUAAAAUAAUGCAAACUGGUUAAACUUGAGAGUAGCUGAGAUCUGUCAUGACGGAACAUUCCUUAAGUUCAGCAUUCGCUUUAAUGAUAUCUGGCGCCAUCUAGCAUCUUGAAUGGGUAUAACGUCUAGACUGCGAAUAUAAAACAACCCCCACUUUUUCAGUCUUAUUUCAAUGCAAAAAACACCAAACACCGUCUUAUAUUCAGGCCAAUACAGUACUUUGUUUCAGUAACAAGUAACGCUUUCAUUUUUCCAAACUAGUAAUCUGAUUAAAGUUGGUGUGCGUUAUUUAGGGCCUGAGCACCAACUGGGAGAGACAGUGACGACCAAAAGUGGCAUUUCCCAUGUGGCAAAAUGGAUUUUGCCAUGUGGCAAGGUCUUAUGCCAUGUGGUAUUUUUUUGCCAUGUGGCAAAAUGGAUUUUGGCAUGUGGGAUUUUUUUUUGGCAUGUGGCAAAAUUUUUUGGCAUGUGGCAUUUUUUUUUUUGCAGAGUGGCAAAAUGGAUUUUGGCAUAUGCAAUUUGUUUUUGCCAUGUGGCAAAAUGGAUUUUGGCAUAUGGCUUUUUUUUGCCAUGUAGCAAAAUGGAUUUUGCCGUGUGGCAUUUUUUUUUUUUUUUUUUUUUUUUGCAUGUGGCAGAAUGGAUUUCGCCAUGUGGCAGGUUCUUUUGCCAUGUGGCAGAAUGGAAUUUGGCAUGUGGCAUUUUUUUUGCCAUGUAGCGAAAUGGAUUUUGCCGUGUGGUAUUUUUUUUGCAUGUGGCAGAAUGGAUUUUGCUGUGUGGCAUUUUUUUUGCUAUGUGGCAAAAUGGGUUUUCUGUGUGGCAUUUUUUUACCAUGUGGAAAAAAUGGUUUUGCCGUGUGGCAUUUUUUUACCAUGUGGCAAACUGGAUUUUUCCGUGUGGAAAAACGGAUUUUGCCAUUUAGCAAAAUAUAUUUUGUUAUGUGGCAUUUUUUUUGCUAUGUGGCAAAAUAAAUUUUGCCGUGUGGCAUUUUUUUUUUUUGCCAUGUGGAAAAAUGGAUUUUGGCAUGUGGCAAUUUUUUUUGCCAUGUGGAAAAAUGGAUUUUGCCAUGUGACAUUUUUUUUGGCAUGUGGCAAAAUGGAUUUUGCAAAGUGGCAAAAUUGAUUUUUGCAUGUGGCAAAAUGGAUUUUGCAAAGUGGCAAAAUUGAUUUUGUCAUGUGGCAUUUUUUUUUCGCCAUCUGGCAAAAUGGAUUUUGCCCUGUGUCAAAAAUAAUGCCUCAGGGCAUAAUCCAUUUUGUGGCAAAAGUCCACCUGACAAAAAAAAAAAAAAAGACACAUGGCAAAAAAAUGCCAUGCCACAUUGCAAAAUUAAUUUUGCUAAAUGACAAAAAAAUUGCCAAAUGGCAAAUACCACUUUUGGUUCUCGGCCCUGCUGCUAACUGGCGCGAGAAUCCUAUUGAAAUGCAAAGGAAAGCAAAUGAAAAUGCCCAAUUUGGAGGCCUGAACAUGCUCGAAAACUCACCAAAAUUUGCACAAUUUAAAAUUUGCGUAUGUUCCGAUAAUUUUGCAACUUUGCGAAAAAAUCUAACGAAAUGGCUCAGUGGCGCACCCUAGAAUUUUUCAAAAAUUCCUCUUUCGUUAGGUUUUUUUUCCAGCAUAGAGUGAUGAAAUUUGGGGAGCCGAUACAUUGAGCAAAACCACUCCAAAAAGUCUCAUGCACCCAUGCUCCAAACCCAACAGGAAAUUGGAUAUUUUGGAUCAAAUGCGAAUUUUUUUUUUGUUGAUUUAAUGGGUGCACAUUUGAGACCUUGGGGCCAAGGGAGUUUGUUGGAUACUCCUCAAAAUUGAUGAGACUGUUCAUAAGACACAUGAGAUCAUGAGUUGUCAAUGGUCCAUUUUCAUUUACGGGCCUGACCUGGGCGGGCUGUCAAAGACUGCCAUUUUUUUUGUUGGGGUAACAGGCCUAAUUCCGUAAAUGACUAAUAACUCCCUGAUACAAGGUGCUGUCUCUUUCAUAUCUGGCAUGUAUGAGAGCUAUCCCAGCCUGAACACAACUGCAUUGAAAUAUUACACAUUAGGCCUUGCGGCCGCUAGUGGAUUCAGGAGACACCCUUUUUGUACGAGACAGGCUCCAAGGGGAAAAAAAACAAUUGACCUCAAACCUGCAUCAGGGGAACCUUAAGACAUGUGUUAAGGUGCCUGAUUAAACAUACUGAGGUUUCGUUGAAGCGGAUGGUCCAAACAGGAAAGUGAAAAUGACCAACGCCAUUUUGUCUCGCGACAAAUUUUGAACAGUCAUAACUUGGCAGACAUAUAUCAUAUCUGCACCAAACUUCCCUUGCUUGGUGAGAGUCAUACCCUGAAGGUUCCUGUAGGGGUUAUUUUCAUCAACUCAACAGCGCCAACUAGUGGCAACAAAGUCAUUCGUUUUACUUGUACAUGUCCAGUUCUUUUCAGGUUGGUCAUUGUAGAUUCAAGACCUUUUGUAAUACUACAUUUUAAGCGACCCUUUGUUCGCCAUUAAAAGGAAGUAGAUUUUUUCAGGGACUUAGGCAGUUAAUAGAGCCACUGAAUUUGGCACACUUGGUCGAAUUGGCCCAAUUCGAAGAUUAAUUUUGGUUUUGAAUAGUGCUGCAACGAUUAAUCGAUUAAUUCCAGUAUUCGAUUCGAAUUAAAUUUUGCUGCUUCGAGUAUUCGUUGAAUUAAAGUGGUGUUGUAAUGGUUUGUUUUUGAAAGUGUUUGCAUUUAGUUUUAUUGAUUUGGGUGGAUACACUGCCCUGUAGUCUGCCCCAUUUUACAUGGCCAAAUCCAGCUGCUCGCUCCCUGUUCAGACCAACAUAAGCUAGGUUUUUGUCUGAGCUAAUGUUUUCUUGAAUGCAUUUAAUGUUUUUAAUGCAUUUGUAAUUUAGUUUAAAGGUAUAUUUAGCCAAUUUUGUGGGAAUAUGUGUCUGAACCAUUUGUUAAGCUUAUUGUAAAUAAAAAAAGUAAAAAAAAAAAUAUUUUUUUUAUUUUAUAGCAUUUAAGCUAGCGGAUUUUUUGCUAUGUAAUUUAGCCAAUUGUUCUUUUGUUGUACAUAGACCCAUUUUUUAAUACCGUUUUUAUGUAUUUUAAUUUUUUAUGUUUAUCCGAUUACUCGAUUAUUCGAACUAAUUAGUUCAUCAAUUAAUCGAUAGCUGCAGCCCUAGUUUUGUAUAAGGGCGUGGCUGCACAGCUCAGUAGCGCCCACUUUUUUGUAGUACUGUCUCCAAUUGGGUUUUUUCUCCUAGUUGUGUGAAUGUAUUUCUUAUCUCAAAAAAGAGGUGAGUUUCGAGCAUGUUAGGUUCUCAUGAGAUGAUUAGAGGGAGUUGAUCUGUCACCACCCUUACCUGAGUGCCGUCCGAGUUGCGCCAAAGUGCAAGGGCCCGUUCAGUCCUGCUUGCAGGCCUAUUGUUAUUUCUUACAUGCGGCUUUGGGUAAAUUCCAAUAAUUAGGCAACAUUAGGAAAAGACAUAACAAAAUGGCUCAGUGGCGCCCCCUUUCAAUUUUUCAAAAAGGCCUCUGACAAGUUUCCUGAGCGAAACAAGGGCGGCGCCAUCUUUGAUAUUUUCCGCUACGGACUUCCGGUUUAGACAAAACAACAUGAAGUGCGGUUGAAGCAAGCGGUGUGUUAAACUGCAAAAUCGAACCAGAGGAACCUACGGAAUCUCCAGCACGAUGUAGAUGAAGCUCCAGGACUUUCUGUGUUGUACGUUUGUUCUUAUCACUUCGUUGAUCGUUCGUGGACAAAAUUCUAACAAGCUGUGCAGCCUGUGUUAACAUAAGGAGUAGUGACCAAAACGAGGCGAAAUUAAAAAUAUUCCAGUUGCUGAAUGCAGAAGGGCUGACCCAUAUUUUGUUGUUACAAAGGAAUACUACAAGGUAUUGUUCAUCAAUUUAGAUUAAUAUGUGCUCAUGAAACAUGUACAUAAAACACAAAGUAUGUUAUUCUUUUUUAUUGCUGAUAUUGACCGCAAUAAAACUUUUGGACAGCAUGA
Molecule: messenger RNA, 5266 nt
Organism: Corythoichthys intestinalis (scribbled pipefish)
Lineage: Eukaryota; Metazoa; Chordata; Actinopteri; Syngnathiformes; Syngnathidae
Product: gastrula zinc finger protein XlCGF17.1-like
Exons: 3
Coding region: 135-1001 (288 amino acids)
Source: RefSeq, a predicted model, not a curated record